UGCAGCGCCAGUAGGCGGAUGCGAUCCGUUGGACUCGUGUUCAGAAGCAACAGUGGCAACCUGUUGUGCUCCUUUCCCGCUGAGUGGGGUACUUGAGAGCGUUCAUUGAAACUUCGAAGCGUCGUCUUGUCGAGUUGGGAGGACACGUGUACCAAGGAAAAUAUGCCUCAGACAAUGACGGUCGACCUGGCCGAUCUACGGUCUCGUUACACGGGACGACUUCAACAUUCCCUCGUUGUCUCGCUCUUGGGAGCGCUCCUCGCCUUUGGAGUGGCCUUUCUUGUUCUUGUACUUGCUGUUUAUCCUCAUGAAUUUGGCUCAGGUGCAGACCGUUUCAUCUGCCUGUGCGUGGCCCUUUCCAUCGUCGUAUUACUUCUAUUGACGUUGCUGCCACUGGAAGCUGUUUUUGACCGUUGUUCCCGAACCGUGGCAUUCAUUGUGUGGACCUUGCUAGUGGCUGUGACUACUGUUUGGACCUUUCUGAAGCGGCGCGUGACUACGGUUGACGCUCUUCCCGCAAUUUUCGUCACGGUCUUCCUUCUGCACGCUGCUCUUCCAUUGCGGCCUGCAACUGCCAUUGCGGUGGGACUUCUUACAUCUGUAAGCCAUCUCACCGUUGCUGCAAUGUUGGCUAAUGCCGACAGGAAUCACUUCUGGUGCGAGAUAUGUGCAAAUAUUGUCUUUUUGGCCGUGGCGACAGCUGUAGGGUGGUUCCACCGACACUUGAGAGAGGCUGGUCAGGCCCAAAGCUUCUCCUCAACUCAAGAAUGCAUCGAAGCACGGAUCAAGCUCGAAUAUGAAAAGGAGCAACAGGAACAACUGCUGCUGAGCGUCAUCCCUGCCUACAUAGCAGCCGAAGUGAAGCGGAGCAUCAUGCUCAAGAUGGCGGAUGCUUGUCAAACAUCAGGAAAAUCGAGCCGUCAACGCUUCCACGAGCUCUAUGUGCAACGACACAACAACGUCAGCAUUCUGUACGCUGAUAUCGUCAACUUCACGCGGCUUUCGGAACAGUUGUCAGCGUCCGACCUGGUGCAGACGCUGAACGAGCUGUUCGGAAGAUUUGACCAAAUCGCCCAGGAUAAUCACUGUAUGCGGAUCAAGAUACUUGGUGACUGCUACUACUGCGUGUCAGGACUUCCCGUGUCGCGUCCAAGUCAUGCGUACAACUGUGUCCGUAUGGGUCUCCAGAUGAUCGAAGCAAUCCGCGUGGUUCGCGAAGCGACCGAGGUCAACGUGGACAUGCGCAUUGGCGUUCACACCGGCAACGUUUUGUGCGGAGUCAUAGGACUCCGAAAGUGGCAGUAUGACGUGUGGUCCGAUGACGUCACCUUGGCUAACCACAUGGAAUCAGGAGGAGUUCCUGGUCGAGUUCACAUUACAAAAGCAACUUACCACCAGUUAGAUGGGAAGUUUGAAGCGGAGCCUGGCAAUGGCCAUCUUCGGGACAACUACCUAUCUGAUAGACAAGUGGAGACAUACCUGAUCGCUCCUCAAAAGAAGGAGACCGCUGAGGAGAGCCCGGUCAAAGAGAAUGGUAAUCGGCACAGGUCCAUGUCGAAAAUGUACAAACACGUGGAGUGCUGGGGCGCCGACAAACCCUUCUCCAACAUUUCGGAGAGCAUUCUGGCCAAAAAUGUCGGUCUCACGAGCCUGGCAUUGAUUGAAACCAACCUACUUCCUGGAACAGAAAACUUUUGGGACUGUUGCAGGCGGUGUACUCCUGAGGGACUAGACCCAUUACUGCUACGGUUCUACGACAGUGGGCUGGAAUCUCAAUUCCACGCUCAGGCAGAUCCACAGUUCCCGCAGCAUGCCGCCGGAUCUGCACUUCUUUUUGGUGCUAUCAUUGUCAUCCAGCUUCUUACCCUGAGUUUACAGCUUAUGCUAGUGUCUGUGCUGGCUUCCGCAGCCUUGGUCGUUGGUAUGCUGACACUAGCCGCAUGGACACGCCAGUGCCAGGCUACUGAAAAUGAGACGAGAACCCUGGCAUCCUGCUACUCAUCCGGUUUAACUACCAACGUUGUGUUGCGUAUCUUGUUCUUCCUUACAACAACACUCUUUAUUCUGUCUGCAACCUUCGUCAAUAUGAUAACCUGCGGGAGUGAGACAGGGAUUGCUGCGUCGCUCAGCUUCAACGACUCCAACAUCAGUUAUGGUCCUGUGAUGAUGUCAGAAGCCAAUAUCCAGUGCGGACAUACCAGGUAUCAGCUACUAUGUGCGAUGUUAGCUCUGACAGCUGCCUUCGUGUUCCUGCGUAUCAACUUCAUUGUGAAGUUAGCUGUCAUGGUGAUUGGGCUACUGAGCUUCAGCCUGGCACUUAUUGGUCUUCGACCUGACCUCUACGAGGUGCCCUUAGAGCCUCACGAUCGGUUGUCCAAUGUCCCCUUCAGUGCCUACGCCGUGCUGUUUCUGGUAUUCUAUGUGGUUGUAUUACAUAUUUUGGACAGACAAGCAGAAUAUACAUCCCGAGUUGACUUCCUUUCUCGUGCCAAGCUACGUGUCGAGCAGGAGGACCUGGAAACCAUGGGCAGCAUCAACAAGAUCCUUUUGGAAAACAUCCUUCCUGCUCAUGUCGCUUCCCAUUUCCUCAGCAAUAGCCGGCUUUCUGAGGAACUCUACCACGAACGCUACAGCAGCGUAGCGGUGAUGUUCGCUUCAAUUCCAAACUACAUUGAGUUCUACGAUGAGACGGACGUCAACAAGCAGGGCCUGGAGUGCUUACGUCUGCUUAAUGAAAUCAUCUGUGAUUUUGACAAGGUUCUCCUGAAGCCAAAGUUCAGCGGCAUUGAGAAAAUCAAGACAAUCGGUAGCACAUACAUGGCUGCAGCGGGACUGCAUCCAGGCAGAGAAGGGAACGGCGAAAAGCCGCGCGAAGAACACAACGUGGUGAGCUUAGUUGAGUUCGCCGUCACACUGAUGGCACUCCUGGAACAAAUCAAUCGAGAGUCUUUCCAAAGGUUUAAGCUCCGAAUAGGUAUCAACCACGGCCCAGUUAUAGCAGGUGUGGUCGGCGCACAGAAACCCCAGUAUGAUAUCUGGGGAAACACAGUAAACGUCGCCAGCAGAAUGGACAGUUGUGGAGUCAUAGGCAGAAUACAGGUAACGGAAGACACGGCGAAUACUCUGCAGGCUUGUGGUUACGAAUGCGAAUGCAGAGGUUCUAUAUACGUCAAGGGCAAAGGAACCUUGACCACCUAUUUUGUGAAGACACAGUUCGAUAGGAACGACAGUUCUACGAGGCUGUAAACGGUCUUCGGAGCGAACAAAAUCUCAAUCCAAACCUUGAUCUCCAUCCCGAUACCCCAUCAAGAUGGUGGACCAGGAAAAUGCUAGCCUGUGAAAAAAAAAACGAGCAUUCUCACAUGCUGCACUGGCAGGACAGGCCAUUAUCCACAUGUUUUUCGACCCAUACCGUUCAUGGCCAAACAGCUCGACAGGCACGAGGGGGAAAAAAGUGUGAAAAAUGAAGGGUUGCCAGCGAACGCCACGUAACUUCGUUCGCCCAGCGGUUGUUGUACGAUAGAAUUUAGCUUGCCAUAAAGAAGCGAGCGGGUACCUCUCGAGCAAAAAGUCGUA
Ornithodoros turicata is the source of this 3576-nucleotide messenger RNA. It is a transcript of the gene Adcy2, whose product is annotated as adenylate cyclase type 2-like. The transcript is spliced from 23 exons. Gene Ontology annotation, molecular function: adenylate cyclase activity. Bases 163 to 3246 code for a protein of 1027 amino acids. Gene Ontology annotation, biological process: intracellular signal transduction; adenylate cyclase-activating G protein-coupled receptor signaling pathway; cAMP biosynthetic process. Lineage: Eukaryota; Metazoa; Arthropoda; Arachnida; Ixodida; Argasidae. The record is from RefSeq and is a predicted model, not a curated record. Gene Ontology annotation, cellular component: plasma membrane.